This is a messenger RNA of Trametes versicolor FP-101664 SS1, 4089 nucleotides long. RefSeq lists its product as uncharacterized. The coding region runs from base 1 to 4089 and encodes 1362 amino acids. Gene Ontology annotation, molecular function: ATP binding; ATP hydrolysis activity. NCBI's taxonomy places the organism in Eukaryota, Fungi, Basidiomycota, Agaricomycetes, Polyporales, Polyporaceae. The record is from RefSeq and is a predicted model, not a curated record. Gene Ontology annotation, cellular component: cytoplasm. The transcript is spliced from 21 exons.
AUGGCUAACCGACGGCUCAAGCAUAUUCUCAGUGGACUUACGCCUUCUGAACAACCGAUUGGCGUCCUCCGACUAGGGAAAAUCUCACACGACAUCUACCCCGCGGCGGAGCCGAGUCGCCUGCCACACACGGAGGAUGCGCUACUGGACACCAGCGACGCGUUCAACUUGGACAACCUGCAUUUUAUGCUGCAGAAGUACCUGCUGGGCCAAGACAUCUUCCUCCUCUCACAGCCCGGUCCAUACGCCCGGCGGCUGGCCUUGACUUUCUGCAGGCUAAUUAACUCCGAAUACGAAUUUGUCGCCCUUCACCGUGAUGUGGGUGAGACGGAGCUCAAGCAAGGGCGCGAAAUACGCGCCGGCGGCAAUCUCGUAUACGUCGACAGCGCUGCCGUCCGAGCCGUCAAAUACGGACGCGUUCUCAUUCUCGAGGGCGUAGAGAAGGCCGAGCGUGGCAUUAUGCCGGUGCUCAACAACCUGCUCGAGAACCGAGAAAUGAACCUGGAUGACGGGACACAUAUUGUACACCCGCAUCGAUAUGCCCUCCUCGACCACGACGAAGCAGGUGGCUCAGCCUUCAUUCCUGCGCACAAGAAUUUCAGGGUCAUAGCUAUCGCAGCGCCGGUCCCGCCGUAUCCAGGAUAUCCGCUCGACCCACCUUUCCGCAGUCGUUUCCAGGCGCGCUUCGUGGAUCCUGUGGGCUCACUUCUGGCCCUCCCCACUGACAACGCUCCCAUUCCAGCAGGGGAUAUAUACCAGAAGUUGCGCGAUAUCAUCCUGUCCACACAGAUUGCCAGCGAGUCCCGCAACACUCUGGAUGCCGUCGCGAAGUCCUCCCUUCCGGCGUUUCCGCAGACCUCUCUUUCGAAAGCGCGAGCGCUCCUCUCGGCGUUCCCGCCUCAAGAGAGCCUCUCCUCAGAACAACUGGCCCGGCUCGUGCUCUCCCUGCAUCCAGCGCUCGUACAUAGUCCAUUCAUCGCGUGGGCGAUGCUAUCUCACCAGUUCGAGGACUGUGGACUCGGGCCUCUGGGUAGCCCGAACUUGUCUGGGAACGAAGACGACGUAGGACUCCUGGGGUAUCGACUCGUCCGCAUCGAACGCGUGGAUGACCAGUCCGCCCGACUUCACUUCGAUGCGCCCUCCGGCUCAAGCGUGGCGCAUGUCGUUUCCGCUGGUCCCCACCCGUACAUGCAUUUCCCAUUCUCCAAUCCGGAGAUGCUGGGCUUCGUUCCAAGCGCGCGGUUCAUGGGCCUGCUUACGUCUCUGUUGCAGGCGCACGCUCUGGGCUGGGAUGUCUCGUACGUUCCGUCGGCGCUCCCAUCAACCGCCUCUUGCUCGACGUCGCUGCUCGUGCGCACGUUCUCCGCUCUGCUAGGGUACGAGUUAGAGGACGUGCAUAUGUACAAGGAGCUCGGUGGUAGGGAGUUGAUCAUGCGCAGGAAGGUCGAAGAGGGCGGCGCGACUACAUGGGAGCCAAGUCCUCUCAUUGAGGGCGCAUGGCAAGGGCGGUUGGUGCAUCUUUCGGGCAUGGACGUUAUUGGCUCCACGGCGGGGUCUCUGGCUCGCCUCACCCAAGAUCGCGAGGUCGAGCUGUGGGAGAAGAAACGGAUUGUUAGGCGACUCCUCGAAGGCGAGGAGCCUUCCUCCGAUCUCUCCGUAGCUCACCGAUCCUUCCGCGUGAUCAGCACGGCGUCGAAGUCGCUGCCGCUCAAGGACUGGCUCUCCGACGAGCACGCAAACAUGUUCUUCGCGGUCGCUGCUCAGCCAAUGUCGCAGGUCGAGGAAUCACACAUCCUCCUGCAGACCGGAUGUCCUGCGCCCAUCGUGGAUAAGCUGCUGAUGUUCGCGGAUAAGUACCGGUCGGGCAUGACGUCCGACGCGGUGCAGAAGAACCGCAAGCUCGGCACGCGUUCGCUCAUUCGCAUCGCUCGCCGCGUUGCGCAGUUCCCCGCCGAUGACGAUUUGUACACUCUGUUGAGCCGCGCGUUAUUGGCGGAGUUCCUUCCGCCGACGGAGUUGAUCAACGUGCAGAACAUCUUCGAAGAGUGCGGCAUUCAGAAGCGCACCCCUCCCUUCAACCCUCCCCCUGAGGUGCGAGGUAGCGGACUGUUGUUCCCUCCGCCGACGGGGGCACAAACGAACAACGUACCCCAAACGAUCAUCCCGCGUUUCGACGCCGCUCAAGACCCGACGGGCGCGUCGCACGUCCCGCACAUGGACAGCUUCUACGACAACAGCCUGCAGACAGGCUUAAUGCGCGACCUGGCGAUAGACUUCGAGGUUCUCGGCGAGCAUCUUGUAUUGUUGGGGAACCAGGGUGUUGGCAAGAACAAGGUUGUCGAUCGGUACCUCCUCGGACGGCCCCGGGAAUACAUCCAGCUCCAUAGAGAUACAACAGUAAAUCAGCUAAUGUUCCAGACAGUCCUAGAGAACGGCAUCAUCAAGUACACCGACUCACCCCUCCUGCGCGCGAUCACCCUCGGGCGGGUCAUCAUCAUAGACGAAGCCGACAAGGCCGCGGAGCACGUCGUCGCCAUAUUCCGUAGUCUUGCUGGGCAUGGGCAGCUCACGCUCGCGGACGGUCGACGUGUGCGCGAGACGAAAGAGCGCGAGGGCGACAUCGUCGUGCAUCCCAACUUCCGCCUCAUUCUCCUAGCAAAUCGCCCUGGAUAUCCAUUCCUCGGGAAUCACUUCCUUCAGGUGCUUGGCGACAACUUCUGCUGCCAUGCGGUCACGAACCCCGACAUGGCGAGCGAGCGCAAGCUGCUGUCUCAGCUCGCGCCCCAGCUCAGUGAGGACCUCAUCCUCCGCCUCGUUGCGGCCUUCCACGAUCUCCGCAAAGCGUACGAGAGCGGGACCGUGACGUACCCGUAUUCACUCCGAGAGCUGCUCAACUUGGUGCGGCAUAUGCAGGCGUACCCGGGAGAUUCCCUGGAGGCAGCGUUGCGGAACGUGUUCGACUUCGACGUGUACAAGCCAGAGACGAUCGCGAAGCUGGGCGCUAUUCUCGACCAUCAUGGGCUCGUCGUGAAGAACUUGGGUAUCGGCGCUGCGCGGGAAGCUGCGCAGAAGAAGGUGCUCGAUAUCAAGUUCGAGCCGAAGGGCGACACGAGCUUGUCCGAGCCCAAGCUCGGUAAGGACGAUCCGGAGAAUAACCCUCAUACUGGCGGGAACACUUGGUCGGGUGGGGUCUCUGAUGCGCUUAAGAACGACGUCCCUGACCACGUCAAAGAACGUGCACGAGAAAUGGCGCGCUUGGAGCUGGCGCGGCGGCUUGAGGAGCUGAACAUGAGUGCGGGCGAGGCCAAGGGGUAUGGUGCCCUUUUCACCGCAGUCGAAGGUCACAUCGCGUCGUUGCACGAUCUGCUUGAAAAUCUCGCUGCCCGAGAGGAAGAGCGGAUCUGGGUGAAACGGCAGACUGACGGAGAGCUCGACGACGGUCGGCUCACCGAGGGACUUACUGGCGAGGCCACCGUAUACAAGCGGCGAGGCAUGGCGAAGCCCGAGAUGGGCAGGCCCCAGCUCAAGCCCAAACGGAUUCGGUUCCUCUUCGAUGUCAGCGCGUCCAUGUACCGCUUCCAAUAUGACGGCCGUCUGAAACGGAGCAUGGAGACAGCGGUAAUGAUCAUGGAGACGUUCGACAGGCUCUCACGGAAGGAGAAAUACGUCUGGGAUUCCGGAGACUCGGCUUCGAUACCUCUUGUCGAAGCGGGCCAAGAGCUGGAGAUCAGAGAUCGCUGGAAAGUGGUCGACAAGAUGGAGACGAUCACUCAAUACACCUUCGCUGGUGACUACACGCUGGAGGCCAUUGACAAGGCAGUGGUAGACAUCGCGCAGUUCGACGCAGAUGACUGGUUUGUCAUCGCAAUCACGGACGCGAACUUCGCCCGCUACGGGAUCACCGGCGAGGAGAUCCAGCGGGCCAUGAACCGCAACCCCAAGGUGCAUACCGCGCUGAUCUGCAUCGGCGAGGGUGCCGAGGCGACCUGGAUCCCGAAGAACUUGCCUGGACGCGGGUACCGGGUGGCGGACACAGCGGGCAUUCCUGCGGUCCUGCGGAGUAUCUUGUCGACCAUGGUCGACCACUGA